AUGUUAUCCUUGAAGAACUUCCUCAUAGGGAGACCUGUUGCAGGAAUCACCAACUCUAUUAAAUCCAUAACCCAGAUUCGUACUGCCACAAAGCGAGUGUCAGGAUCAAAGACAAACAACAAGGACUCUGCUGGUAGAAGAUUAGGACCCAAAGUUAAUGAAGGACAUCCCGUAAAACCUGGCCAAAUCAUAAUGAGACAGAGGGGUACAAAGAUACAUCCUGGUGAGAAUGUCCGUAUUGGUGUUGAUCACACGAUAUAUGCCAUCGAGCCUGGUUUUGUUCGGUUUUAUUUUGACCCAUUUCACCCAUUAAGAAAAUACGUAGGAGUGGCAUUGAAAAAAGAUGCAAGACUUCCAAAAGAACAUUUUGCUCCAAGAUUGAGGAGAUUUGGAUACACACCGAUUGAGGACCCUGUUGCUGCUAAAAACGAAGAGGCGCAAAAGUCUAGAAAGGAAAUACUUGCGUUACCACUGUUGCAAAAGGCCCAAAAUAAGCAGUAUCUGCUUCGAAAGAGACAAUUAAGGGACCACAAAGCCCGCUUAGAUGAAGAUGCAUCUGUGGAAUUAUCAGAACAGGAGAAAGAAAGGGCGGCUGAAAGAUUGUUUAAAAUUUCUCAGUUUAUCGAACUUGGACAAGAAUUAUCCAUUGCUCAAUCCCAAGUGACUUAUGAUGAACUUUACAAUAUCAGGCUCCAAUAUAGAAGAGGAGAACUAAACUAUGGUGAAUUUGGUUCGGCCAAGGCUAAGUAUUUGGAAGUUGCAAAGAAAGUUGAUAGCUUUGCACAAAGUCAAUGA
This is a messenger RNA of Lodderomyces margitis, 795 nucleotides long. It is a transcript of the gene MRP7, whose product is annotated as mitochondrial 54S ribosomal protein bL27m. The record is from RefSeq and is a predicted model, not a curated record. NCBI's taxonomy places the organism in Eukaryota, Fungi, Ascomycota, Pichiomycetes, Serinales, Debaryomycetaceae. Gene Ontology annotation, biological process: translation. Gene Ontology annotation, cellular component: mitochondrial large ribosomal subunit; ribosome. The transcript has a single exon. Gene Ontology annotation, molecular function: structural constituent of ribosome. The coding region runs from base 1 to 795 and encodes 264 amino acids.